AUGCAAACAAAUGAUAAAAAAGAGAUAGAACUUCUUGAUAAAAAUGGAAAGGCAAAGCAUUUAAGUUCCACAGAAAGAAAGGCAGCCAUAGAAGCAGCUAUUGAUGAGUGUGACCCGAAAUUGGUGCAACUUUUAUUAGGGGCAAAGUAUUGCAUGCUCUGGCAGUAUUGGCUUGUUCGGGCAAUCUUCAACUUUGACAUGCUCUUUUUAUCUAAAAUGACUAAAUGUGAACUUCCCCUUGAUAUUGCUAAUAAACAGCUGAAAUACCUUAGUGACAAGAAGCACAUUGACAUUAAAGAAUUAAAUAGUAUUCAAGAGAAUUGUAAAAGGGAAUACUACAAAAAGGCGGAGGAGUUUUAUGGAAAUAAUAGAUUAUUACAAAUAAAACGUGAUACAGGUGGAAGAAUACAAUUGGAAAGUACUGCUAGAAAGUCAUUGGUAGAAUCUACAGUAGCACAACAAUUAGCGGGUACUAGUCUGCAGUGUUACCGUGAUAAUAAUGGAGGUUGUGAUGUUCCUGACAGCAUUGAAGCAGCUGUUAAUGCCGAUUUUUCUCAAGAAUGUAAGUCAAUGAUGACAGAAUCAAUCAAUGAAUUUAAACAAAUAACUCAAAGUACCGAUGAUGUACGUGAUUUACAAAAUGCUCUACGUGGUAAAGUUAGAAAGUAUGGAAAAAUCUCUUUCCUCAAAAAUUGA
This is a messenger RNA of Cinara cedri, 696 nucleotides long. The record is from the annotation of a GenBank genome assembly. Lineage: Eukaryota; Metazoa; Arthropoda; Insecta; Hemiptera; Aphididae.